Messenger RNA from Ambispora leptoticha, 1137 nucleotides. The record is from the annotation of a GenBank genome assembly. NCBI's taxonomy places the organism in Eukaryota, Fungi, Glomeromycota, Glomeromycetes, Archaeosporales, Ambisporaceae.
AUGGUAAAGGAAGAAGCAAAAUAUGUGAAUAAAUUUGUAUUACCAAAAUUUCAAAAGACUUCCAUUUAUGAAGGAAAACAUGUUCAUGAAGCUAAGAAAGUGCACGAAUGUGAUGACACCUGCCCGAACGAUUUAUUCGAACAUAUUAAAGAAAAUUCAAAAACUGUUCACGGAAAUAUGGUCUUGACAACAUUUACUUGCGAUGAAGAAGAAUUCGAAUUUGAGGGUCAUCAAUUGACUGCCGGAGAUAGAGGCGAUUUUGUGCUUUGUCAUAAAGUCGACAUCGUCAUAUCGAUUAUUGCAAAGAUCCAGAUGCUUGUACCUCAGGUGGAAAAAAAAGGAGGAGUGGAACACAUAAAGGCUAAUAUAAGCCCUGAUCCGAGUCGUGAGAAAGAUUAUAUUUCUCAUCGUGUUUUCUGGGAGAGAACUAAAUUUCGAGAUCCAUAUUCGAGAGAAGACCGCGAAGAUUUCAAAAAAUGUGAUCAUGAAUGCAUCGAUGAAAAACAUCAUAAAGAAUUAUUUCAUAUUGGAUUAAAUCCAAGCUCAAAUCCCCCAGGAAAUGUUGGAUAUAUUUCAACAGAUGGUCAUCACUUUACUUGCGAAAACCCUACGUCUAACGUUGGCGAUUUUCAUAUUGUAUUCGUAGUUGAUAGAAGUGGCUCUAUGAGCAUCCGUGAUUGCCGACCUCGUGGUGAUAAAACACAAACCGCUCGUUUAUUACUUAGUCAUAAUAAUCGACUAGCUAUAGAUCGUGAUAUAACUUCGCUGAUUUUAUUUGAUUAUGUGGCAAUUGUAGUUUUUGAAAAUCAAAGCUUAACUGAUUCAGACGAGCUUUUAAACAAGAUGAAAAAUUUCACGCCGCAGGGUGAUAAUUAUUAUCAUGAAGGAAUAAAAAAAGCAGACGAAAUAAUUCAAAAAACCAACAUAAUUAUCUUUUUUUCUGAUGAAGAAUAUCAUCCACCGGAACCUGAACUUCGAAGUCUUUGUCAAAAAGAGGCUGAUAAAGGGACUCUUUAUAUUUGUAUACAAUUAUGUUCACCGGUAGUUUUACUCAUACUUCUUAUGGCCAAUCGCUUCAAAAAAUGGCGGAUGUCGCAACAGGAUAUCUACCUCGAUCUACUAGCUGAGAUGCCUUAA